Messenger RNA from Lagopus leucura (white-tailed ptarmigan), 2016 nucleotides. It is a transcript of the gene KHDRBS3, whose product is annotated as KH RNA binding domain containing, signal transduction associated 3. NCBI's taxonomy places the organism in Eukaryota, Metazoa, Chordata, Aves, Galliformes, Phasianidae. The transcript has 10 exons. Gene Ontology annotation, molecular function: mRNA binding. The coding region runs from base 387 to 1535 and encodes 382 amino acids. Gene Ontology annotation, cellular component: nucleus. Gene Ontology annotation, biological process: regulation of alternative mRNA splicing, via spliceosome. The record is from RefSeq and is a predicted model, not a curated record.
UUGUGGAGGCGUGUGUUUAUUGUUUGCGUUCGGUGUCUCUUUUUCUUUUUUAACACGCUUUUCUUCGGCGCGCGCGUGUACGCGGAAGGGGCGCGUCCCGGCUGGGCUCGGCGGCUCUCGGAGCCCGUUUUUAUCUCUCUCCUCCGCCCCGUGCGUGUCCGCUGAGGGAUUUCUUCGCGUCCCGCGCCCAGGGGGCCGUCCCCUUCCCUCUCGCUCUCGGCCGGGGGCUCGCGGCGCUUCCCUCUGGAUGCGUCCCCGCAGCCCCAGGCGGGAGGCGGCCGGGGGGAAGCGCUGCCUCCAAGGAUUUACCGCCGCCCGGCACCCAGCUCCGCACUUUCUCCUUCCCCGCGGGCGCUCCGUUGCCGCCCCGGAGCGCUACCACCGUUAUGGACGAGAGAUAUCUGCCCGAGCUGAUGGCGGAGAAGGACUCCCUGGACCCGUCCUUCACGCACACCCUGCGGCUGGUCAACCAAGAAAUUGAAAAAUACCAGAAAGGAGAAGGAAAGGAGGAAGAAAAAUAUAUUGAUGUGGUCAUCAAUAAAAAUAUGAAGUUGGGGCAAAAAGUUUUGAUUCCAGUAAAGCAAUUUCCUAAGUUUAACUUUGUGGGAAAGCUUUUGGGUCCACGUGGCAACUCUUUAAAACGCUUGCAGGAAGAAACACUGACAAAAAUGUCUAUUUUGGGAAAAGGUUCAAUGAGGGAUAAGACGAAGGAGGAAGAAUUAAGAAAAAGUGGAGAGGCAAAAUACUUCCACCUAAAUGAUGACCUUCAUGUUUUAAUUGAAGUGUUUGCUCCACCAGCAGAAGCAUAUGCCAGAAUGGGGCAUGCAUUAGAAGAAAUCAAGAAGUUUCUCAUCCCUGACUACAAUGAUGAGAUCAGACAGGCGCAGCUUCAAGAGUUAACGUAUUUGAAUGGUGGUUCAGAGAAUGCAGAGGUUCCAGUAGUUCGUGGAAAGCCAUCUAUUCGAGCAAGGGGAGUACCAGUUCCUGCUUUGACCAGCAGGCUGUGUCUGGGAACAUCACUGCUCACCCCUGCCCCCACUUCAGUGAAGUCAAAUAAGCAGCUGGUACCCUGUCCUGAGGAGGCAUUCUACAGAUUAGCCAAAAACAAGGGCCGUGGAGGAGUGCCUCCACCACCUGCAGGAGUACCGAGAGGGGCACCAGCGCCCAGAGGAGUGCCUCCCAGUAGAGGGCCAGUCAGUCGUAGCCGUGGACUUCUGGCACCCCGAGCGAGAGGAGUGCCUCCACCUGCAGGCUACCGGCCUCUUCCACCACCUCCGGCACAGGAGACAUAUGGUGAAUAUGAAUACGAUGAUGGCUAUGGAACUGCUUACGAUGAGCAAAGCUAUGAUUCGUAUGACAACAGCUACAGUACUCAAGCACAAAGUGGAGCUGAUUACUAUGACUACGGCCAUGGGCUGAGUGAAGAAACAUAUGAAUCAUAUGGACAAGAAGAAUGGACCAACUCGAGACACAAGGCACCUUCGGCAAGGACGACAAAAGGAGUCUACAGAGACCAGCCAUAUGCCAGAUACUGAUUGUACUGUCUGAUGUUGUGAAAUAUCCAAUCUCCACCAGUCCUGUAUACUGUUCAAAGUAAUUUUUUCUAUGAACAAUCCCUUUUUAUUAAAUCAAAGCGCUUAAAAAUCUGAAUGGAUGGACUGAGCUUAAAAUAUUUUGUUGAAAGAACAACCUGGACAGAAAGAUAUGUAAAACAAGGAACUUUGUUAUUUCCAAACUGUAUUUGAAAAAUAGGUGAUCAAAAAAAUAACCUUUGAUUAACUAGUGUUAAACUAGGUUUACUAAAUAUGUUAGUCUGUUCUUUUAACAUAAGCGUAACCUUUUAUUUUAAAGGUUUUCAACAACUUAGUUUUUAGUUUUUAUUUUCGGCCAUUUGCUAGUUUUUUUCUCUUUGCAAACAUGCGUAAAAAGGGAAGCAAAUUACAAAUGCAAAUAAUGUGGUAUUUUGUAACUCAAGUCUUGAAAUGUUCUGUAGUGUUAAGCAAAGUUUUACCCUUG